This is a messenger RNA of Corticium candelabrum, 404 nucleotides long. RefSeq lists its product as uncharacterized. NCBI's taxonomy places the organism in Eukaryota, Metazoa, Porifera, Homoscleromorpha, Homosclerophorida, Plakinidae. Bases 7 to 327 code for a protein of 106 amino acids. The transcript is spliced from 2 exons. The record is from RefSeq and is a predicted model, not a curated record.
CAUCCCAUGAGAUCUGAGCACAACCUUACUCCAGAGCAGCUGUGGACAAUGGGUUUGCAAAGAAUUGCCACUUCUAAUAAUCACAUUGCAAGUGAAGUCUUUGAGGAUGGAGAUCAGCAAUUUGGUAUUGACUGGGGAGGACCUGUGUCUCAUGAAGACACUUAUGAAGUGGUUCACGUGCCUGAGACGCCUACUUCUCUUAGCAUUACUGAUAUAGAAGAACUUCAAGCAACUGUUUCACCUCUGGAACCUAGUAUACAUUAUGGUAUAGAUUUGUAUGAAAGGGCAUUACUAUUUGUAUCUCAGAAAGUUGGUUGUGUAGUUUAGAAUGUUGCAUAUUAUUUGUUGUUGCCUGUGUUUUAUAAACCAAGAUAUGAAUGUUACAAAUGGCACUGUACAAUAAA